AUGGUGCCCAAAUCACCCCGACACGGCAAUAGUACCGAGUGCCACUACUGGGGCUACUCGUUUCAUUGGACUGAUCUCCAUCGCUCGGAAGAGGAACUCAAACCUAUGAUCUAUACCUAUGAUAAGCUUGCUGAUGAGUGUGUUGAAAUUUUGAAUAAGAUACCUACUGGUGGUGAUGAGAAGCAAUUUCAUAAGGAUCUUUAUGGGUUGUUGAGAGAUCAUAAGGAUGAGGAUCCUAAAUUGAGUGAGUUGUGGAAUCAGGUGAAUACUGUUCCGGCAUGGGUGGAUUGGGAUCAAAUUCAACGAGGUCAAGAUAUGUUUUUUCGAUAUGGACUUCCUAUUUUGAACACUCUGAGUUUCGAAAGUUUACUUGGUGGAAUGGGUGCAACUCGAGUCGUCGAAACACUCACACGAACAGGCGGCUUCGGCGCAAAAGUAGUUCGUCGCCGCCUCCUCGAAACUCUCCAACACAUCCUCCAAGUAAACAGCUCCGCGGAAGGAAUGAAACCAGGAGGCGAAGGAAACAUCUCCUCCAUUCGCGUCCGUCUGCUCCACUCAUCCGUCCGCCUCCGAAUCCUAUCCCUUAUCCAAGAAAACCCCUCAUACUACGACACUACCAAGUCUGGAAUCCCCGUAAGCGACCUUGACUGCAUAGGCACAAUCAAUACAUUCUGCGGCUCGGUCGUUUACCUCGGUCUCCCACGACAAGGUAUUUUCGUAAGUGACCAGGAGAUAAAAGAUUAUAUUGCGCUUUGGAGACUUGUUGCGUGGUAUAUGGGGACUCCGACUGAACCGUUUGAGAUUCCGGAGAAAACGAAAGCGAUGAUGGAGUCUAUGCUUAUUUCGGAGAUUGAUCCGUCUGAGGUUGGUAGGGUGCUGGCUAAGAAUAUCAUUCUUGGACUUGAGAAUACGGCACCGGCUUAUGCUUCUAAAGAGUUUAUUGAGGCUAUGAGUAGGCUUUUGAAUGGGGAUCAGCUUGCUGAUCAGCUUGAUAUUCCGAGACCGAGUUUGUAUUAUCGGGCUUUGAUUUGGGGAUACUGUUUUUGGGUUUCGGGGGUUUCGUUUGUUAUUCCGAGAAUUUGGUUUAUGGAUCGGAUUAUGAUUGCGCUGCGUCGGAAAUACUUCUACAAGAUGAUUACGGAUCCGAAGGUCGGUCUUGGGCGUGAGUCUCGUUUUGACUUUAAGUAUAUUCCGACUUUGACGCGGACUACACGGUUGGGUGAGAGACGGACGAUCAAAUUUGAGAGGCCUGGGAUUGAGAAUCUUGCGCGCUUGGGACUUCUGGCUGCGUUGACUGCGGUGGUUGCUUUGGGUAUGGGGUUGAUGCUUGCUGCGAGGGUGAUAUCUUCAAAUCAUCUGCAGAUUUUCAAUGCUAUCCAGAUGUAA
Penicillium angulare is the source of this 1386-nucleotide messenger RNA. Its product is annotated as oxygenase MpaB family protein. The transcript has 4 exons. The coding region runs from base 1 to 1386 and encodes 461 amino acids. Lineage: Eukaryota; Fungi; Ascomycota; Eurotiomycetes; Eurotiales; Aspergillaceae. The record is from RefSeq and is a predicted model, not a curated record. Gene Ontology annotation, molecular function: oxidoreductase activity.